This is a messenger RNA of Nipponia nippon (crested ibis), 1980 nucleotides long. NCBI's taxonomy places the organism in Eukaryota, Metazoa, Chordata, Aves, Pelecaniformes, Threskiornithidae. The record is from RefSeq and is a predicted model, not a curated record.
AUGGAGAAGAAAACAAUUCUAGAAGAACUUCUUUUAAAGAAGUCACAACAGAAGAAAAAAAUAUCACCAAUUAAUUACAAGGAGAGGUUGUUUGUUCUGACAAAAGCAAACCUUUCUUAUUAUGAAUAUGACAAAGGGAAAAAAGGAAGCAAAAGGGGGUCAAUCGAGAUUGAGAAAAUCCGAUGUGUUGAGACAGUGAAUCUUGAGGAAUCAACACCUCCUGCGAGACAAUAUCCUUUUCAGAUUGUGUACAAGGGUGGCCUUCUCUACAUCUAUGCCAGUAGUGAAGAGAGCCGGGAGCGGUGGCUUUCAGCUUUGCAUAAAGAAAUUAAAGACAAUUCUGAUUUACUAAACAAGUACCAUAAAGGAUUCUUCAUCAACGGGAAGUUUCUCUGUUGCAACCAGACCUGUAAAGCAGCCCCUGGAUGUACAAUUUGGGAGAAACAUGUGACUCUGUGUUGCACAACUGGGUCUGUGAAACCACUGCCUCCAGUCCCUCAAAUGCUGGUAGGUGAAAGAGCCGGCAUCCAGAUGUGGAAACGUAGAAGCCUGCUUCAGGUGCUGUCCCCAGACAAGUCAGUCCUGAAAAUGGCUGUGGCCAAAUGCAACUAUGAACCCCAAGGAAAUUCAGCUAUCCGGCUUGUCAGAGACAAUAAAUACUAUGUAUUGCAAGAGGAAGAUUCUGACUGGUGGAAAGUAAGGGAUUUGGAAGGGAAUGAAGGUUUCGUACCAAACACUUACUUGAGAAAGUUGUCUCUGAAUGAUGAGGAGCCAAGGGAAAACUCCAGUGUCAGUGAACAGACGUUGGCAGAAGAGCAGAGUAUUGCUAAGCAUGAUUGGUAUGCUGCUAAUAUCUCCCGUGCCCAGUCUGAGCAGCUGCUCCAUCAGAAGGGGAAAGAAGGUGCUUUUAUGGUUCGGAAAUCUAGCCAAGCAGGAAGGUAUACUGUGUCUGUGUUCAGCAAGGUUUCUGAAAGUAAAAAAGGAACAGUCAAACAUUACCAUGUGCACAAAACCCCUGAGAACAAGUAUUACCUCGCUGAAAAUUACUGUUUUGAAUCAAUUCCCAAGCUUAUACACUACCAUCAGCACAACUCAGCAGGUAUGGUGACAAGGCUCCGGCAUGCAGUGUCUACACAAGUAAAUAAAGUCCCAUCCACAGCUUCAUUAGGAAAUGGAAUCUGGGAGCUGAAACGAGAAGAAAUUGUCCUGUUGAGAGAGCUGGGGAGUGGUCAGUUUGGAGUGGUGCAUCUGGGAAAGUGGAAGGGACAAUAUGAUGUGGCCAUAAAGAUGAUUAAAGAGGGAGCAAUGUCAGAAGAUGAAUUCAUAGAAGAAGCUCAGACCAUGAUGAAAUUUAAUCAUCCCAAACUUGUUAGACUGUACGGUGUAUGCUCAAAAUCAUACCCCAUCUAUCUAGUGACGGAAUACAUGCCUAACGGCUGUUUGCUUGGCUACUUAAGGAGUCAUGGGAAGGAACUACAACCCCUUCAGCUUCUGGAAAUAUGCUAUGAUGUUUGUGAUGCUAUGGCAUUUCUGGAGAGCUGUCAGUUCAUACAUAGAGAUUUGGCUGCUAGGAACUGUUUGGUUGACAGCAAUCUUACUGUGAAAGUAUCAGACUUUGGGAUGACUAGGUACGUUCUGGAUGACCUGUAUAUAAGUUCACUAGGAACCAAGUUUCCAGUGAAGUGGUCAGCACCAGAAGUUUUUCAUUACACCAAAUUUAGCAGCAAGUCAGAUGUAUGGGCUUUUGGUAUCUUAAUGUGGGAGGUGUUCACUUUGGGAAAGCAGCCCUAUGAGCUUUAUGAUAACAUGCAGGUGAUUGAGAAAGUUUCUCAAGGAUACAGACUUUAUAGACCUCAAUUGGUUUCAGACAUCAUCUACCAGAUAAUGUACAACUGCUGGCAUGAGCUACCAGAAAAGCGCCCUGCUUUUUAUCAGCUCUUAGCAUUUUUUGAGGCACUGAGAGAAGACAACAGUGCUUGA